Messenger RNA from Diabrotica balteata, 3177 nucleotides. The record is from the annotation of a GenBank genome assembly. Lineage: Eukaryota; Metazoa; Arthropoda; Insecta; Coleoptera; Chrysomelidae.
UACCAUUACCAUUAAUCCCAUUACAAUUUUUGGUUAUGUUUUGGUUAUACCAUGUGUUGAUUUUUAAAUGUAAGUAAAUGGGCAAAUGAUUUAUAAUUUUCAUAAACAAGUUCAUAAUUGUGUAAAAAAUCUUUCAUAUUUGCUUAGUCAUCAGUUUUAUUCCACACAAUUAAAAUCUGCUAUGGAAAAUAUUCUAAAACCACCAAAUAUUCGAGGCAUGCAGGUAUUGAAUAAAGACCUAAUAAAAAAAGAUAUAGAAGUCCCUUAUUUAUCAUUGAAGAAGGAAAACUUGAAUAAAGUCUUGCCAAUACUAACGAAACACUUACUUAAAAUUAAAAAGUUUAAACCAGUUGAACACAUUGAGGAGAAUAAAGUGGAUGUAUGUUUGUCCCCUGAAUUUAUUAAAGAUUGGACAGGUUUACCAGAUGAAGUAAAGUCUGUAUUGGAAGAAGUACAUAUUAAUAAAAAUGAUCUUAAAACAAAACAUAUAGAGUUGACUUAUGAUAAUUUUUCUGCAGAAGAUUUACUUAAAGCUGUCCUCCCAACUGAAAAAGAUGGUUUAUCAAGUUUUUCCCAGAUGGGCCACAUAGUUCACAUAAACCUCAGAGAACAUCUUGUCCCAUUCAAAAGUAUAAUUGCUGACAUUCUUUAUGACAAAAUUCCUGGAUGUAAGUCAGUAGUAAACAAAAUAAAUGUAAUAGAUAAUACAUACAGGAAUUUUAGUAUGGAAGUGUUAAAAGGAGACAACAAUAUGAUUACUACAGUCAAAGAAAAUGCAUGCAGCUUCAAAUUUGAUUUUUCCAAAGUCUAUUGGAAUUCUCGACUAUGUACUGAACAUGAAAGGGUUGUUAAAAAGAUUAAAAGUAGUGAUGUACUUUUUGAUGUCUUUGCUGGCAUAGGUCCUUUUUCAAUACCUGCAGCUAAAAAGAAAUGCUAUGUUUAUGCCAAUGAUUUGAAUCCUGAAUCUUUUAAAUGGCUGGAAUACAAUUCCAAAGCAAAUAAGGUUCCUGUAGAUUAUUUUAAAUCUUUUAAUAAAGACGGAGCAGAUUUUAUAAAGACUGACUUUAAGCAAUUUUUAACAGCUCACUUAAAGAAUGAACAGAAUGUUUUUAUUACUAUGAACCUACCAGCGAUGGCUGUGGAAUUUCUCAAAUAUUUUGAAGGGCUGUUUAGUAAUGGGGAAUUACCAGACUUUAAAAAUAUACCUAUAAUAUUUGUUUAUUGUUUUGUUAAAGGAGAAAAUUAUAUCGAGCUUGGUAGAAAGCUUGUUUUAGAUCAUUUUAAUUGUAGUAAUAGUGAUAUUGUUGAUAUAUUCAGAGUUAGAACCGUUAGUAAUUUUAAAGAAAUGAUGAGGGUCACUAUAAAGUUACAAAAAAAUAUUUUGACAGGAAACCAAGGGAAGAGAAAGUUGGAGGAAGACUUUAAUCAAGAUACAAAAAGAAGUUGUGUAACAGGUAUAUAUGCAUCAACUUCUAAUACAAUAGAUUCCUUCAUAGCAAAUCUCUGAAGAUUUUAAAUGAUUUUUCUUUCUUUAUUGCAAAAGGUAUUGAUAGAUAGUGUACCACUUUCCUUAUGAAGAAAAACAGUUCCAUUGCUUUUCAAUUGUUAAACAGUUUUACUCUUUUUUUUAUAAACAAUGAUGUAGAUAUCUAAAUAUUUGGAAACUCAAAUUCUUAAGCUUUUCUCUAAUCUGUUGUAUGUUAACUUUAAAACCCAAGUCAUUUUCAUUGUUAACUUAAGUUUUACUUAUGAAUAACAACCUUAGAAACAAUUACUGUUUUAUAUAUUAACAUCAUUCUACUCAUAGACAUGUCCCAUUCAUUUUUUAAAGGCUUUUCUCAACAACCUUUUCCCUUAACAAAACUGUAGACAACAAACAGAGCUUUUAAUAUAGUAAUCUUUUUUAUUACAAAUACUUUUCAGAGCAAGAUGGGAAAGAACAAGAAGAAAGUAGGUAAUGUUUUUAAGGUAGCAGGUGCUAAAAGUUUGAAGCUCAAAGCCAAGGCCAAAGCUGUCAGUAGUGAUUUAAAGCAGGUAAAUACAGAGUGUUUUCUUGUUAGUUUCUUGAUUUAAUUUUUGUUUACACUUUAUUAACAUAUUUUUUCUUAUUACUUUCCUUAAAUACUGAAGAAAAGUGCAUCUUUAUUAUUAACAAUUCAUUUUCUAUACUCCUUAUUGUUAAAUAAAUAUCCUUUAAGCUUUAUUACAUGUGAAAACGCCACAUCUUCACUGUUUGUUACUAUUAAUCUUGAUAGGCGUAUUUCUCUUGUUUAUUUCGAAAAAGGCCACUUAUCUGAAGAUGUGGUCUUUUUCGAAACAAACUGCGCUGAACAUGUGAUUUAGUGGUUACAGUCGCGGAUCUUUCUAGUUUGUUAGACCAGUUGACGAUUAUCUUUAGUACCAUUAGGUUCCAUUGUAUAUUGUUAUAUGGCCCUGUAUAAAAACGAAGUUAUUAAGAAGGCUAAAGUUAAGGGCCAAGCCCAUAUUAAUCAUGUGGGAAAACAAGUUAUGGCGUGAAAAACUGGAAUCGACUGUACUUGUUGCAAAAAGUUUUUUUUGUAUUGGAUUUGUCAAUGAAACUUCCUCAUGCAUCACAUUUUGAGACUACUCCGAAAAUAGAAAGAUAUCUUCAUCAAUACCAAAAUAAGACGUUUAUUUCGUUUCCUGUAAAAUUAUUAUUUCUAGAGUUGUGCCCUUUUCGAAAUAACUGACUUGUUACAACUUUUCACUUUUUUGUAUAGCUUAAUUUUUUUUGUUUCUUUUUAAUUCCUUAUUGUUUUUUUUUUGUUGUUUUGUAAUCUUCUCUUAUAUUUAAUUUAAAAAUCUCUAUAAUUCAGUUUGCUGUUGAUUUUACAUUAGUUGAUUCUCUUGUGCUAAUUUUAAUAUUUUCUUUUCUUAUGUUCCACUUGGUUAAAUAAAAUACAAUACUUAUUGUAUAUUUUUUAGAUAAAUGUCAAGAAUAAAAGCAAAAUAGCUGAACUAGACAGUGCUUUAAAGAGCCUCGAGAGUAAAAUGCGUGUUCCAGAAGUGCCAGCACCGAAGGAACUAGUUAGUACUAAGAAAAAGCUUCCUAGCACCAACUCUUUAGAAACAGAUAAGAAAGCUGAGGAAACUCUAAAAGAUUUAGAUAAUUUUCAGUUUUGAAUGUAUAUAAUUGUAAAUAAAGAAUAGUUUGAU